Messenger RNA from Pezoporus occidentalis (night parrot), 6767 nucleotides. It is a transcript of the gene CLDN34, whose product is annotated as claudin 34. The coding region runs from base 2871 to 3515 and encodes 214 amino acids. NCBI's taxonomy places the organism in Eukaryota, Metazoa, Chordata, Aves, Psittaciformes, Psittacidae. Gene Ontology annotation, cellular component: plasma membrane; bicellular tight junction. Gene Ontology annotation, molecular function: structural molecule activity. The transcript has 4 exons. Gene Ontology annotation, biological process: cell adhesion; bicellular tight junction assembly. The record is from RefSeq and is a predicted model, not a curated record.
CAACAGCUGUAGAGUUUAUCCAUGCGGAUGUCCAGUGAGCUGUUACGGGAUUAGCCCCAACAGUGGGGCAACGACUGAGAUGCAGUUAUUGUGCACUCUGAAAACACGUCCUCAUCUUUUAACUGUCUGGCUUUUCAAUGUCAUUUGACAUACUGUUGACAGCGUAUGUGUGAUCCAUGUCUGAAGAGGCAUAGUCAAAAUAAACACAGGCAAAAUGCUGGUCUGUGAAGCACUUUGUGAUGCGAGUUGUGUUGAAUUUGGUCGUUUGUCUGAUUUCUGAAUUUCCCAGGUUUCAAAGGACACCAUAAAUACACACCAUUAGCAAAGGUGUUUAUGUAAUAUUUUCCUCACACUCAAGAUGUGGUUUUUAGAGGUCCAUACUUUGGUUCAGGGCUGGAUGCGGAAGCUGCUGAUCCUCUGAGGAGAAGUGGUGAUGAAGAAUGAGGACACAACAACUGUCAUCCCCAGUUCACCGGCCACAGGCGAGCAACCUGCAUGCAGGGAGGCUGCUGUGUUUCUGGGGAGAAGUAACCUUUGUCUCACAACAAGAAGUGAGCAAGUACUUGUACCCGAGCCUCCUAGCUGUUUACGGGCUUUGUCUGCUGCCUAUUUGACAGCAUUUGUUGGGCAAUGUAUCUUGCACAGCAUCUUGAUUUCAGGUUGUUUUUUAACGGGGCAAAUGGAAGGAAAAAUAACUUGAAACAAACAUUUCCUAUUCUGUGGUAUUUAACAGUGAAAUUGUAAACCACAGAAGGGACCAGGCCUGAUUUAAAGGUCUUUGAAGUCAGCAGAACUGUUUCCACUGAUUUCAAUGUGCUUUGGGUCAAGGCCACAGUAGGAAGAAGACAAACGUUUUCUGCCCCCCAAAAAGUAUUAACCAUUGGCAUUCAAUGAGCAAUAAAGUCUGAUGUGUAAAAUGGGUUCCUUUAAAUAAGGCAGUCAGAAACUUAAUUUCCAUCUGCUUCCUAAUGACUUGUCACUAAUACACCCAAAAGGAACACAUUUAUAGAAGUCAUAAUCAUAUACUGAGAAGAAAAACACUACCGUAGUUUGCUUCUUCUCUUGCUUUCGUUCCAUUUUCUGUGCAUUGUAUUUUUCACUAACAUAAUGGUGCUUAUGCUGCUGGUUAUGCUAUCACAGCCUAGGCACUGUAGAUUUGCAGUUGAAUUGAACUUCACUGCACUGAUGGUGGUUGACAAAUACAACAAAAUCAUUAUUUUUUCUAUACAAUUUAAUCUUUAAAACAUCAUAAUGGUGCCUGGGUUUUUUUUGUGACUGAGAAGAAAUAUGUCAAAGAUACAGAAUUUGGGGGGCAAAGAAGUGUUGCUCUAGGAGUAGUGAAGGGGGUGCCACUUCUAUCUCACAGUUGGCCAGAUAGGCUGCACGCAGCAGCUUCACGUGUAAAAUCAGCAAUAGGUUUGCCUGCAAAUUUUGUCUCACACAGUUAUUAAAUCCAAGGAAAGGAACCUAUCUGCCAGAUGCCUACUGCCCAAGUAGACCCAUCACCAUGUCAACAGGCUAUGCUCAAGUCUAACACAUGACAGCAAGCCCAUCGGGAUCUAUACAUGUCAGGGCUUUUUGGCACACAACAGCAAAGCCUGAGUAGCUGAGUUUGGCUGUGCAAUAAACACCAUCUAGCUGUGACCAGUCAGAGAGGAGAUCCCAGCCUGGUGGUGAGCUGCAGAAGAAGGUAAGACUGCGUGGCCACAGGUGGGCUCUGUUGUCUGCACAUGAAAGCAGUGAAUCGGUGUCAGCUGGAAGAUGCAGCAAGAGAGGCAGGGAGCUUGGCUUAAAGUUGAGGCAGAAAACAGAAGGAUAUGGACUAAUACCAUUUUAAAGCCCUCUUUGGUGGUGGCAAUGACCGGCCAUGGUGUGUGUGAGAGGUAUGAAGAAUUUUUUCGAUGAGGACAUCCCAUUUCAGGGUACUUCCAUUAAAUCAACUUCCUCAACUUUCAACAUCAACUCUGGGUAUCUUUUCACUGCAGAAGCCAGUGCAUCACUGGAGUUUAACAUUACUAAUCUAGGUUUUGAAGAGGAGAAACCAGAGCAGAGUUAAGAACUCUUAAAGGGUUUGUAAGAAUCAUUGUUUACAUUCAUGGGGAAACCACCGAGCAAGGCAAACAUAACAUAAUCUAAAAAAAUGUGUUGUUUUUGUUCUUUUUAAAAAGUAUCUGAGGUAGAAAGCAUGGUACUGUUUGUACUCAUGUGCGGGUACUGCCAGCCACAGUCCAAGAAGACACCAGUUCAACUUGUGCUCGCUCCCCAGAAAACCUCCUCCUUCUCCCCUGUAUUUCUUCCCACCGCAGAGCUGCACUAAUCUGCGUUGCAUAAAUACAGGAGGAAGAGUCUCAACAAAGAGGAACGGGUUAUGAAAUGAUUUUAUUUUCUUUCAGAUGAGAAAUCUGUGUCCUUCAGGACACUGCGGGGGUCUCAGGCUGGAAAAUCUUGUCAUCACAAAGGCUGAUUUCCUGAACGGGUGUCUUACAGGAAACUGGAUUUUCCACGGGAGUUAUCCCUGUACUUUGGGGACUAGUGACAAGGAACUGUGAGGUACCUAUUUGGUAGCGUAACAAGACAGACAAUUUGCAGGCGCGUUUCUUUCCACCUCCCUUCUGGAACUCGCUUCAUGCAGCUGACACUGCUUCAAAGCCUCAGGCAACUCGCAGACCCACAGAAGAAAUCAGUCCUAUCGGAGAUACAUAGAUGAAGUGGGAGGCCAAAAUGAUAAAAUUGCAGACAUUGCCCUGCUUGGCUGGCAUUAAAAAACACCCCAUCCUAUCUUCUUAUCAUUGGCAUCAGCUCCAGGACUGAAUGCCUCUCUCACUUCACAUGGCAAUUGUGCCUGCAACAGAGCAGAAGACCUCCAAAAGAUGAACUCCCUGGUCAGCAGCUCACACCUCCAGCUGGCUGCCUUUGCUCUUGGUACUGUAGGCUGGAUCCUGUGCACAGUUUCAAUGGGAACUGUGGAAUGGAGAGUGUGGCAUGUGGACAACACCACCAUCAUCUCCUCUGGUGUUGCAUGGGUGGGGAUUUGGAAAGUCUGCUUCAUCAGUUACCUGCAGGUCUCACCUGGCUAUAAAGAACAGUUCUGCCAUAAAUUCAGUGGUUAUGACUCCUCCAUCCCAGAUGAAAUCUAUGCCGCUCAGGGUCUCCUGUUGAUCGCCAUGUUCACAGGCUUGCUGGGACUGACUGCCACAGUCUUUGCUCUGAGGAAUGUUUAUAUGGGAAUCACUCACAAAACUCUCAUUACCCGUUUCUUCCUGGUGGGUGGCUGCUUCUACAUAUUUUCUGGUCUGUGUGUCCUGAUUCCUGUGAGCUGGAAUUUCUACUCUGUAGCACAUAACCAGAGCAUUGCUUUUCCUCCAUCUUACUACAUGCCCUCAAGCCCAGCAGCACAGGAAGUCGGUGCUGCCAUUCCGGUCGGGAUUGUAGCUGUCAUCCUCCUGCUGCUAAGUGGGAUUUUUUCUCUCUUGUACAGAUUUCCGGUGACCACAAAUGCUAUCACAAAAUGCUGACAGGAUAAAUCCCCCCAAGCUGUUUCAGAACAAGAGCAUAGUCAAGAGAUAAGGACGGCAGCACAAGCAGCUUUAUAAUCAAGGCACUGCAGAACUUUACUUUAGUCUAUAGGAGCCACACUAUUUAGUACAUGAACCAGCUGAACUACUAUCUUAGUUGUCACAUAUGACCGGAGGCUCAUCUUUGAGAUGAGUGCUGAUGAACAACACCUGCAGUUAAGUUUUACAAGUUGUCCUCUUUUGUAUACACAAACGUCACUGAUUAAUUUGUAUUUUGUGUAAGGUAUUUAUCGUGCUCAAAGAGCUGACUCUGAACUAACUGUCCUGUUGGAAAGAUGUGAAAUAAUACGUUAAAUGUGAACUUGUUUCCUUGUUGGUACUAGGCUAUUUUGUCCAUUAUUUAAUUACCUUUGUAGCUAAGCAUCUUUUGUGACACAUCAAGACUUUUAAUACCAAUAAUAUGAGUGUCAUCAUGGUUGUGUCAGAGUCUUCACUGAAUUGUCUUAUGAAGGUGUUGCCAGUUUCUCUUCUUCCUCGAGGGCGCAUAAAGAGACAAGUCUUUAAUGCUUCUAUUUUUCUUUCAAGCUAUUUACAUUUUAUGUUGCAACAUGUUUGCCUGUGGGCAAGGUGUGCUUAGUUCCUCGCUUAGCCAGAGCCAAAAAGUCUGCAACUGUUUGCUUCUUCAUCAGACACUUCACCAAAUCCAAAGGUAUUGCAAAAGAUGGAAACAGCCUCUACCAGUUAUUACAAAACUGCCAGCAAAAUCUGUGCUCUCAGUAACCAGGAAUAUUCAGUACAACUUUCAGGGUAUGAUUCAUCUGAUGGAGACAUCUAUACCUAAACUGGUCACUUCAGGCUCGGUUUAUCACCAAUUUAAAGACAAAGACAGUCUCUUUUCCAAAAUAGAUGCCAGAAUGGCUGGGAGUUGACAUGCUCCCUAAAAACCUGUUUUUCUUAACCUACUGUAAUGGCUGUAAACAACUACAGUUGCUAACUCUGGUGUACACAAGCAAACUUCACCUAAGCUAGACAAAGCUAGGUGAAAUUAAUCUGUCACUUAAGCGGAAUUUCAUAUGCCAGUGCCAUUAAAAAAUAACAAAAAAGGAGAAAUGUCACAAAUGCUGCAAUCAGGGCAGUUUAAAAAAAAAAAAAAAGAGGUUGGGAGGAAUGACUAAACACUGCUGAAAAACCGGUGAUCUCUUGAAAACAGAUUCCUCAAGAAGUUAUGACACUUUGAAAGAAAUGCUGCAGGAAUCUGAAUAAUUUUAGUUUUACUCUUUUCAUUGUCCUCUGUUUUCUAAAAUACUAACGGGUUCAGAGGAAGAAGAAAAGAAAAUGUAACAAAAAUGAAAGAAUUCUGUACAUUGCAAGAAAAGGUAAAAUGCCAGCAAACAAGGUCUGACUGCUUGUGGCUGCUACUACCUCAUCUUGUCCUAGAAGUCUAAAUUUCCUUUACAUCUUUCACACUGUCUUGACUUUGCUGUACUGUCUUGUUUAUACAGAAUCUCUACAGCACCUUCAUUUCCUCUCCCGUCUUCCAGUCUCUUCUGAAACAGCAGCUUAUCUCAUCACUGGUAAUUUUUUCAUCUGCUGUAAGGAUUCAUCCUUUCACUGUUUACAAUGCUCUAAAGCACUUUCAAGUGGUGUUUCAAUGAAGGCAAGACAUUUAAUAGCUUGUUUAUUAUAUACCGUUUCUAGUUUGAGUUCUACUAUACAUCCUUUACAAUGUUGGUAGGUUUCAGUUUUAAAUGUGCAAGUCAAUAGAACUGUUAUCUCUUCCCACAGGACCCACAAUAAUAUUAGAUUUUAUCUUGCUGUAGUUGUAAGGGGGGGGGGGGGGGGGAAGAUGCAUCCAUGUGUUUAUGUCAGCAUUUCCCCACACUAAUAAACCACCAAUAUUCCCUGGCAAGGAAUUUGAACUUUAACAGAAAAUAACUAUCUACAGAUUUUUGUGUUCAUAUAUGCACAGAAAAGCCAAUACCCCCAACUGGGUUUGUUAGCUAUCUUCACUAAAUUAUUAGGUUCAAUUUGCAUUUAUUCUUCCUGGCUUAAAAGAAAAGGGAACAAAUGACAUCAGACACAUGCUAAGUUUCUGCACUGGUGCCACAGCAGUUUCCACCAGGGAUUAUGUUCAUCCGUGCUGAUGUGCGGCUAUGAAACACUGGUGGUGUGUCAAACAUAGGCUAGAUGGGGAGGAAAUUCCCCAGCUAAACAGUGGAAUAGCUUACCUAAGGAGAUGCGUGGGUUUUUAAAAGAACAUUUUGUCAAAAUGAAUUUAGGCAUAGUGCCAUGAAGACUGUAGGUAUGAGUGAGCCUGCCACAGGACAGGUGGGUGAUCUAGAUGGUUCUUUUGGCAUCCUUUCUCACUGUACUCCUAGGUCUCCAAUACAGCAGCCUAUUGGUAGUCACAUACUCCACUAUAUCAACAUUAUAUGUUGGUACUUGAUAAAACAUGGUCUAUGGUCAAAUACCAGGCUAUCUUAAAACUCCCAGGCCUUCCCUGAAGAAAAGAUAAGAGGAAAAAAAAUCUUAGCUCAAAACAAGGGAGAGGCAAAGCUUCCAUUGAUUUCAAUGGAAUUAAGCCUGUCCAACCUAGAUCCCCCAAGGCUAUGGGAUGCAUUAAAUCUUGGUGAAUGUUUGCAUUCAUCAAGAUCUUGGUAUUGGAGGCCAGUAAAGCUCCUGUGCUUUUACUUGACUAGCGGGGAAGCAUGGCUUCUUUGUGCGUAUUUUCAUAACACAUUUGUUUAAGAAUUUGAGAAGCAAAGUUACCUUUCAGCCAGCCAGUUUGUUACCGUGUCAGUUGUGCUGUACAGGUAUUUUUAGGGUUGUCUGCAAAAUCUGGCAGCUGAAGUGAUUUUGUUGAAAAUGCAAAAAUACAAAACUUUUGAGAGGCUAUUUUUAACCUAGACUGAUUCAGGGACGUGUGUUGUAGCCUGGCUCCACAGUCAUUUGUAGUAGCACAUCUGAGGACAGGAAGCAAGCUGUAAUGCAGACAGGAGUGAGUGGUAGGGGCCUUGAGGUAGAGACAAGGGGCAAGAACCUCUUCAGCAAAUUUCCCCACUGAAGAGAUCGUAUCGCGAAGGUCUGUCUCCAGCUUCAGAGCAUACUGAGACCUGCUGCCUACCCAGUGACAGCACCGCUCGCCUUGCGGGCUCCACCCUGUCUAGGAAUGUCUCCACGCCAGCCUCAGUCUACACAUAAACCAGUCUCACUUUAUUUUUUCUGAGUUGACAAUAAACAAGUGUCUUCUGA